Staurois parvus is the source of this 440-nucleotide messenger RNA. The record is from the annotation of a GenBank genome assembly. Lineage: Eukaryota; Metazoa; Chordata; Amphibia; Anura; Ranidae.
UUCACUAUAUCUGGUCUCCCACAGUUGACAGAACAUGGAAACACAAUUCUUUUAGUAAAUAUAAACUGCUAAAUACCUUUUCUCUCAGUUGGCAGAGCACUGGUUAAAGCUUGUAGGAGGAGUUUUCUUGCUGCUCUAGGAGGAUGUGAAACCCCCUGACCCUCUGUCUGGACAGUGCUGGUUGGCCCUGUACUGAUCACAUGCACUCUCUCCAAAAAAAAAAAAAAACCUUUCUAGAACUACACACCAAACUGAGCAUGUGUAUGUUACCAUGGAUUCAGUCUGUAUCAGGUGGUUAUUUCAACAAGAGGAGGGGCAGAGAAGAAAGGAUCAAACAGCCUUUUUACACAAUGCAGAGGAUUAACCCCCUGAGGUUCCACAGUGAGUAUAACAAGCAUGCUUUACUGCAUAUACAGACUGAUUUUACUGUUGUGGGUUUA